AUGUCAGGCUCUACAUUAGAGAUCACAGCUAUUGCAUCGGUCACAGCCGGUCCAUAUCCCAAGCUGCCUGAUGUUGUAGAAUGUGCGCCAGAGUAUGGAGAGAAUCUUGACAAACACGCUUGCUAUAAGGCUUUACAGACCAUGCCAGAUGGCCGUCGAUUUUCGCAAUUCGUGUCGCGUAAGAGAUAUCAUGGCCAGGAGGCCCUCAUAACUCCGGUCUACUACUACGAUAAUAAUAUGAACGCGAGCUGCAUCAUCGACAAUUUUGGACGGGGUGGAUUUAUCACAUAUAAACUCGAAAACACCAUCGAGGGGGUUUCGAAGUAUAAGAAAGUACCUGCUGGCUACAAUACCCCUCUUUUCUUGACCGUGCAGGUUUCCCCGAGGCAAGGCAGAGGGAGACCUGGCGACACAGACCCUCGAGUCAACGAAGCGGUACAAAAUGGCUUGCUUGAAUCAAUACCACCGAUUGUGUUCAAGGUGAACCGUGCCAAAAUAUUCGUGAUAGUCAACGCACUCAAAGAAAUUUACAAGCGCAUGAGGAUCGGAGGAACUCAAGCCUGGUGGGAUAGUAGGAACAUCACUAACUCUAUACCUGAGAACGUAGAUUACAACUGUUAUGGAAGUGAAGGGUCGCCGAGGCCCCGCGACUGUGAAGAUGCCUCUUUCACAUUCAUGGGAGAAGGAAAUGUAAUAGUAGGCCCUAAGGAACCGCUCAUCAAGCAAGUUGGUAUGAAAACCAACGACAUACUGCUGCUCCUGCCGAAAUCUAAUCUGAACAGGUAA
Messenger RNA from Letharia lupina, 786 nucleotides. RefSeq lists its product as uncharacterized. The transcript is spliced from 3 exons. The coding region runs from base 1 to 786 and encodes 261 amino acids. The record is from RefSeq and is a predicted model, not a curated record. NCBI's taxonomy places the organism in Eukaryota, Fungi, Ascomycota, Lecanoromycetes, Lecanorales, Parmeliaceae.